AUGCGGAGAGGCGUUGGUGGAAGCAGCUGGUGUCGGACGGGCGCCGGCGGUGACCGGCAGCUCGUCGCCGUCUUGCUCGUCUGCGUCGUGCUGGUCUCGUCGGCGUCAACGGCGGUCGGCGCUAGGCCCGGGCCGGCUGCUGCCGGCGGCAUGGGUAACAAUGCUCCUGGACCGGACGUCGUCACGCGGCCGCGAGGUGAUGUCGCCGGAGCUACGACGACGGUGCCACCGGUUGCGACGACGACGUCUGCAGCUGAUCCAUACCAGGACAGCAAGAGGAAAGUGCCGAAUGGCCCCGACCCGAUUCACAAUAGGAGGGCCAGAUGGGGAGAUUUACCGGCGAAGAGAGUGUAG
Molecule: messenger RNA, 354 nt
Organism: Oryza brachyantha (malo sina)
Lineage: Eukaryota; Viridiplantae; Streptophyta; Magnoliopsida; Poales; Poaceae
Exons: 2
Coding region: 1-354 (117 amino acids)
Source: RefSeq, a predicted model, not a curated record